UCAGUUCAAGUCUUUCUGACUGCAGACUACCAAGUACCAGAGGAUAAUUUCAUGUGGUGGAAGCGUGUCCAAGGAACCAAAGCCAACUUUAGCGUCUUCACCCAAAGAGUGGGAGAACUAUUUAAGGUGAUCCCACGCCAUCCCAAUGUGACGAAAGCGUGCCCAGAGGGCUGUACGACCUGUGCUGUGGUUGGUAAUUCUGUCACCCUGAAGGGAUCCCGUUAUGGGCCGCUGAUAAAUUUCCAUGAUGUCGUCGCUCCAGUAAGAGGCUGGGAGGCAGACGUUGGGAACAAAACCACUCAUCGAAUCAUGUAUCCAGAGAGUUCUACACAUUUGGAUAACAACACUCGUCUCGUCAUGUUUCCAUUCAAGCUGCAGGAUCUGGAGUGGCUGCCGAAGGCGUUAACCACGGGAGCCCAACGCUUUAGAUCAAAGAUCAGAGCCAAUAAGGACCUGGCGAUGGUGGUUAAUCCCGCCUUCAUGAGGUACGUUCAUGAAGCCUGGCUGGAGAAGAAAGGCUACUAUCCCUCCACAGGGUUCCUGACUUUGGUUCUGGCUCUGCAUAUCUGUGAUGAGGUUCGAGUUUUUGGUUUUGGAGCAAAUAAAGAUGGAGACUGGAAUCAUUACUGGGCUCCCAACGGAUUCAAAAAUAUCAAAACUGGAGCUCAUCCAGGAAGUUUUGAGUAUGAAACCAUCCAGAAACUGGCAGAGCACCAAAUCGUCCAGUUUUUUCCUGGGUGGUGAUCUUUACCUUAACAUUUUGACGGACAGGAGCAGAGAGGAUUAGCCAGACUGGGAUGAAGGACUCUGAGCUUUUGGAUGAAUAAUGCUUUA
Cheilinus undulatus (humphead wrasse) is the source of this 834-nucleotide messenger RNA. RefSeq names its product CMP-N-acetylneuraminate-beta-galactosamide-alpha-2,3-sialyltransferase 1-like. Gene Ontology annotation, molecular function: beta-galactoside (CMP) alpha-2,3-sialyltransferase activity. The transcript has 6 exons. Lineage: Eukaryota; Metazoa; Chordata; Actinopteri; Labriformes; Labridae. The record is from RefSeq and is a predicted model, not a curated record. The coding region runs from base 52 to 744 and encodes 230 amino acids.